Molecule: messenger RNA, 1221 nt
Organism: Pteronotus mesoamericanus
Lineage: Eukaryota; Metazoa; Chordata; Mammalia; Chiroptera; Mormoopidae
Gene: GAPDHS
Product: glyceraldehyde-3-phosphate dehydrogenase, spermatogenic
Exons: 11
Coding region: 1-1221 (406 amino acids)
Biological process (GO): glycolytic process; glucose metabolic process
Cellular component (GO): cytosol
Molecular function (GO): NAD binding; glyceraldehyde-3-phosphate dehydrogenase (NAD+) (phosphorylating) activity; NADP binding
Source: RefSeq, a predicted model, not a curated record
AUGUCGAAACGCGACAUCGUCCUCACCAAUGUCACCGUUGUCCAGCUGCUGCGACAGCCAUGCCCCGUGACCAGAGCACCACCGCGGCCAGGGCCCAAAGUUGAGGCAGAGCCACAGCCGCAGCCGCAGCCGCAGCCACAGCCGCAGCCGCAGCCGCAGCCGCAGCCUAUCAAGGAGGAGGUUCCACCUCCUCCACCUAAGGUUCCUGAGGUUCAGGAACUCACUGUUGGCAUCAAUGGGUUUGGACGCAUUGGUCGCCUGGUGCUGCGUGCCUGCAUGGAGAAAGGCAUUAAGGUGGUGGCAGUGAAUGAUCCAUUCAUUGACCCAGAAUACAUGGUGUACAUGUUUAAGUAUGACUCCACCCAUGGCCGAUACAAGGGGACUGUGGAAUACAAGAAUGGACGGCUGGUCGUGGAUAACCAGGAAAUCAGUGUCUUCCAGUGCAAACAGCCAAAAGAUAUCCCCUGGAAGUCUGUUGGGAGCCCCUUUGUGGUGGAGUCCACAGGCGUGUACCUGUCCUUAGAGGAAGCUUCCAACCACAUCGCGGCAGGUGCCUUACGUGUGGUCAUCUCCGCACCCUCACCAGAUGCACCUAUGUUUGUCAUGGGGGUGAAUGAAAAGGACUAUAACCCUGGCUCCAUGAAAAUUGUCAGCAAUGCAUCCUGCACUACCAACUGCCUGGCCCCCCUCGCCAAGGUCAUUCAUGAGCGAUUUGGGAUUGUGGAAGGACUGAUGACCACAGUCCAUUCCUACACGGCCACCCAGAAGACAGUGGAUGGGCCAUCAAAGAAGGCCUGGAGAGACGGACGGGGAGCCCAUCAGAACAUCAUUCCAGCCUCCACAGGGGCUGCCAAGGCUGUGGGCAAAGUCAUACCAGACCUCAAAGGGAAGCUGACAGGAAUGGCAUUCCGGGUGCCAACGCCAGAUGUAUCUGUCGUGGACUUGACAUGCCGCCUGGCCCAGCCUACCCCAUACUCAGCCAUCAAGGACGCCAUAAAAGCAGCAGCCAAGGGGCCCAUGGCUGGCAUCCUUGCCUACACGGAGGAUGAGGUUGUCUCUACGGACUUUGUCAGCGAUACACACUCGUCCAUCUUCGAUGCGAAAGCCGGCAUCGCACUCAACGACAACUUCGUUAAACUAAUUUCAUGGUACGACAACGAAUACGGCUAUAGUCACCGGGUGGUGGACCUCCUCUGUUACAUGUUUAGCCGAGACAAGUAA